GCUCCUCUUCUCAAUUCUCUACCGAAAUUGAGAUUGACCCAUUGCUCUAAGUUUGAUCCGAAGAAAACCUGCGUUGCAUCUGGAUUGAUGAGUUGUGACCAAAGGAGGGCGAUUCCCCGGCAGUCCCUGAACGCAUGCAAGGUGCUCUCCGGCUGGUUAGUGUAGAAGGGGCAUCCAUCACUCCCCCCAAAUAAACGACUCCUUCUCUCAUUAGUGAUGAGUCUAUUAUGCAUCAUUCUCCAGAGAGUGGUUUUUGCCUUUUGGGGUCCCUUCCAUUGCCACAAUUUGCUCCAAUUUGUGGUUGAUGGAGGGGGCCAAUUGGCUAGGGCUCUAUAGGUUGCCGCCACGGAGUAGUCACCAUCUUCUGAGAGCCUCCAUCCUUGUCUAUCCUUACCAUUGUUGCUGUUGGGCGGCGGUUGGGCGAGCACUCUUGCUGUAAUGUUAUUUGGGAGGUAAGAUUUCAAUUUUUCUUUAUUCCAUCCUUCAGUAUCAUUUGCCCAUUCCCAAACUGAACUGUUGAGGUCCAGAUUAAGUUGGGUUGCAUGAUUUUUCAGGGUAUCAUCAAUUCCUUCGACCCAUCUGUCUAGCCAGAAGUUGGUAGCACGACCGUCUCCCACAAAGGUCACCGAGAGAUUUUGGAAUGUGUCCCAGAGCUUUGCAAGGUCUUUCCACAGGUGUUCCACCCGCGGUGUUUUAAAAGAAAGCCGACCUAUACCUCGUCCCGGCGAACAGCAGCAUAACUAAUCUGAAAUUACUAAAAGCUCGGACAGCAAGGAGGUCGGCCUGGGUAACUCGGAUGGAACAUUUGGCGCCCACCGUGGGGCCCGAGGAAAUAACAACCCCACUAAACCUAAGUUUCUUUUCUGGCUUUGUGCUCUCUCUCUCUCUCUCUCUCUCUCUCUCUCUCUCUCUUUUCAGGACUCCUCAAAUCUCAGAGGAUGGCUGACAACGGAAUACAGCAACCCACGCAAGCUGAGCUCUUAGCCCAGAUUUCCGAGCUCCAAGCGGAAGUCCGAAGGAUAGCCGAGUUGUCGUCCAACAACCGAACAACAAAACAUGGUGGGGAAGACCCCAAGAGCUCAAACCAGAAUGACACGGAAUCCCAAAAGCUCACCCCGCCAAAAGAGAAGCUGACCAUAGAUAACCCCUUCUUGGAAGACAUCAUGAAAUUUCAAAUGCCAAAAAAUUUCGUCCUGCCUACUACCCUUGAACCAUAUAAGGGAUUUGGUGAUCCUCGCGUCCAUAUUAGAAAAUUUCAAUCUAUGAUGUUCUUUAAUGGUGCCUUUGAGCCCAUACUUUGUCGAGCUUUUCCUACCUAUUUAGAUGGUUCUGCAUUACUCUAGUUCUCUAAGUUGUCUACAGGUUCAAUCUCUUCUUUUGAAGAACUGGCGAGAUCCUUCAUUGAUUAUUUCGCUGCGUCAAGAAUAUAUGUGCAUGGGACAGACUAUCUGAGCACCAUCAAGCAAGGGGAGCACGAGAGCCUAAAGGAUUACAUGACGCGGUUUGCUGAGGCAACCAUGGAGAUUCCAGAUCUGAGCCCAGAGGUCCACCUACACGCUCUCAAGAGCGGCCUCAGACCUGGCAAGUUCCAAGAGACGAUCGCAGUAUCAAAACCAAAGACGUUAGACGAAUUUCGAGAAAAAGCCGCUGGCCAAAUGGAGAUUGAAGAGCUUCGGGAAGCUCGAAAGACAGACAAGCAACAACCGAGAAGAGAAGAAGAAAAGACCUUUAGAUCACAAAGCAGCAAAGAGCUGAAGAAGCCUUUCAAACUCAACCCAAAGUUCGACAACUAUACCCGGUUCAACACAAAGAGGGAAGACAUUAUAAAAGAAAUUCUACACGCCAAGAUGAUCAAACCUCCAAAUAGGGCAGGCAAUUAUCAGGAUCAGAGGUUCGUAGACAGAACAAAGCAUUGCGCCUUCCAUCAAAAAUUCGGCCACACAACAGAUGACUGUGUGGCAGCAAAGGAUCUACUGGAACGGUUGGCAAGACAAGGACUCUUAGACAAAUAUGUUGACGGGAGGAAGAAUAGAGGAGGAAUCAAAACACCGGAGAUUAACCAAGGGAAGGAGGAGAAUGACAAAAAACAAUGGACAAACCAAAACCAACCACGAGGAGUCAUAAACUGCAUCUUAGGUGGUUUCGCCAGUGGAGGUACAACAAGUUCGGCUCGGAAGCGAAGCUACAGAGCAAUGUUGGCAGUUGAAGGGCCGACCUCCCUACCCAAGGAUACACCCACUGGAGAAAUCACUUUCACAGCCUCGGAUUGCAAAUCAGCAAGUCCAAAUCUCGACGACCCUGUUGUCAUCUCAGUGCAAGUGGGAGACCUAUUGGUAAGAAAGGUCUUACUAGACCCAGGUAGUAGUGCUGAUGUUCUCUUUUACUCCACUUUUCAAAAAAUGAACUUAUCCGAUAAGGCCAUUCAACCUCACUCCGGAGAUCUGGUUGGAUUCUCAGGAGAAAGGGUACAGGAAAUGGGAACUAUUUGGUUAAGAACUGUUUUGGGGGAAACCCCUCUCACAAAAACGAUUGAUAUUAGAUACAUCAUAGUAGAUUGUAUAAGCCCAUACAACAUCAUUUUAGGCAGACCAGCUUUAAAUACUUUUGGUGCAAUUGUAUCCACUUUACAUCUGUGUGUUAAGUUUCCAGUACAGGACGAACUCAUCGCUACAGUACAUGCCGACCACAAAGAAGCACGGCAAUGCUACCACACUAGCUUAAAACAACAAGAAUUGAACAAAGCAAUUCCAGCAUGGGUACAAGCCGUGUACAGCUCGGAUGACCCUCCUCCCCUUAAUGAGCUCGACCCAAGGGAGGAAUUCCGAGAACGACCUCAAGCACUGGACGAGCUUGAGAAGGUAACGUUUUAUGGAAGUACUAACAAGUUUACAUACAUAGGUAAUGCACUUUCAGGUAAGGAAAAAGCUCGACUAAUAAAGCUCCUCAGAGACAACGCCGACCUCUUCGCAUGGACACCAACAGAUAUGCCAGGCAUCAACCCCAGCAUUAUAUGCCAUAAGCUAGCCGUGGACCCAACAGUCAAGCCCAUGGCUCAAAAGAAGCGCAACUUGGGAGAGGAAAGAUGACAAGCAUCCUUAGAGGAAACCAAAAAACUAUUGUCAGCAGGAUUUAUCGAAGAAGUAAGGUUCACAACAUGGCUGUCAAACAUCGUAACGGUAAGAAAGAACACAGGUAAAUGGCGCAUGUGCGUCGACUUCACAAACCUUAACAAGGCAUGCCCCAAAGAUGCAUAUCCACUACCUUGUAUUGACAAGCUGGUAGAUAGCGCAUCCGGUUUUAAUUGUCUAAGCUUCAUGGAUGCAUAUUCUGGAUACAAUCAAAUUCUAAUGCAUCCUGAAGACCAACAUAAGACUGCAUUUAUAACAGAAUUUGGAAAUUAUUGUUACACAGUAAUGCCUUUUGGCCUUAAGAACGCAGGUGCAACAUACCAGCGACUAAUGGAUAAAAUGUUUAGAAAUCAAAUUGGGAGAAACAUUGAGGUCUAUGUCGACGACAUGGUAGCCAAAACAUCACAAGGGAACUCACAUUGCGAUGACUUAACCGAGGUCUUUGGUCAAAUCCGAGCAUAUAACAUGAGGCUAAACCCGGAAAAAUGCACUUUCGGUAUACAAGGUGGAAAAUUUCUGGGCUUUAUGUUGACAUCCAGGGGAAUCGAAGCAAAUCCUGAGAAAUGUGCUGCGAUACUUGACAUGACCUCGCCGAAGACUGUGAAGGAGGUGCAAAAGCUCACAGGAAGAAUAGCAGCCUUGUCCCGGUUCCUGCCGGCAAUAGCAGACAGAUCUUAUCAUUUUUUCCAAGCAAUAUCGAAGCAUAAACAGUUCACUUGGACAAAUGCCUGCGAAGAAUCUUUCAGGAAGCUGAAAGCAAUGCUGACGUCUCCCCAGAUACUACAGAGUCCGGAGGAGGGUAAACCAUUAUAUUUGUAUUUAUCUGUAUCUAAUCACGCUAUAAGUUCGGCUCUUGUGCUUGAAACAGGAAAAACACAAAAACCAGUAUAUUUCGUCAGCAAGGUCCUACAGCCCACCGAGCAAAGAUACCCAAUGGUAGAGCAACUGGCUCUAGCCCUGAUCACCACAGCAAGAAGGCUCAGACAUUAUUUCCAAAGCCACACCAUCAUCGUGCGGACAGAUCAACCCCUUCGGCAAAUAUUAGCAAAACCGGAAGUAGCAGGAAGGUUGAUCAAAUGGUCUAUCGAAUUAUCAGAAUUCGAUAUCCAGUAUCAACCCAGGCCAGCUUUGAAGUCACAAAUCCUGGCGGACUUCAUUGCUGAGUUCACCUGUCCACAUAACACCGCCGGACCGAGCACAGGGAUGAUGUAUGUUGACGGAGCAUUAAACAAUGAAGGAAGCGGAGCAGGAAUUAUACUUGAAUAUGAGGACACAAUCAUAGAACAGUCCGUAAGAUUCUCUUUUGAAGCCAGAAACAAUCAAGCGGAAUACGAAGCUUUACUAGCCGGAUUAAACCUCGCCAUCAAACUACAGAUACCAAGAAUCGUCGUACAUUGUGAUUCGCUGUUAAUAGUACAACAGGUGAACGGAUCUUUCCAGGUAAAGGACCCCUUACUAGAGCGAUAUUGGAAUAUGGUAAGAAAACUUAUCUUGACAUUUGAUAAUUUCAAAAUUAUUCAUGUCCCAAGAGGAAAUAACCAGAGAGCAGACAUAUUAUCUAAGUUGGCAACAAGCAGAAAAGGCACUUCGCCCAAACUGUCACAAUUAACUCUAGAAGAACCUAGCGUAAACCUAACAUAUAUUUUAAGCAUGUCACAGGAACUAGAUUGGAGAGUACCCAUCAUAGAUUAUCUCCUCCACGGAACAAUACCUACCAGUGAGACAAACCCAAAUCUAUUCCGAAGACAAGCAAGCUUCUAUGUGUUGGUCGGCGCCGAGCUAUACAGGAGAGGAUUUUCACAACCACUCCUCAAAUGCCUAAGCAAAAAGGAAUCAGAAGAAGCCAUGGACGAAGUCCAUGAAGGAGUCUGCGGAAAUCACAUAGGUGGGAGAAGCCUAGCAGCAAAGCUACUCAGAGCAGGUUACUACUGGCCGACCAUAAGAAAAGAUUGCAUAAACAAAGUAGAAAAAUGCGAUCACUGUCAAAAACAUGCAACGAUAAUGCACAGCCCUGCCGAGGUGUUGCAUAGCACGGAGGUAAGUUGGCCAUUUUUUAGAUGGGGAAUGGACAUCUUAGGACCAUUUCCAACAGCACCAGGUCAGGUAAAAUUUCUCUUAGUAUGUAUAGACUACUUUUCUAAAUGGAUUGAAGCAUAGCCAUUGGCACGAAUCACUGCAAAAAAGGUACAAUCUUUCCUUUGGAAAAGCAUCAUUUGUUGAUAUGGAAUUCCAGGUAUUUUCUGGCUAAAAUUGAGGGUCCUGAGCAAAAAUCUGAUUCAGAGGCUGAAAAGGACUGCAGAUGCUGUUGGAUUCUGACCUCCCUGCACUCGGAAUGGAUUUUCUAGAGCUACAGAAGCCCAAUUGGCGCGCUCUCAACGGCGUUGGAAAGUAGACAUCCUGGGCUUUCCAGCAAUGGAUAAUAGUCCAUACUUUGCCCGAGAUUUGAUGGCCCAAACCGGCGUUGCAAAUCAGCUUCAGAAUUCCCAGCGUUUAACGCUGGAACUGGCAUAAAAAUUGGAGU
Molecule: messenger RNA, 5649 nt
Organism: Arachis duranensis
Lineage: Eukaryota; Viridiplantae; Streptophyta; Magnoliopsida; Fabales; Fabaceae
Product: receptor-like serine/threonine-protein kinase At4g25390
Exons: 3
Coding region: 3204-5285 (693 amino acids)
Biological process (GO): protein phosphorylation
Molecular function (GO): RNA-DNA hybrid ribonuclease activity; protein kinase activity; ATP binding
Source: RefSeq, a predicted model, not a curated record